Molecule: messenger RNA, 2028 nt
Organism: Mercurialis annua (annual mercury)
Lineage: Eukaryota; Viridiplantae; Streptophyta; Magnoliopsida; Malpighiales; Euphorbiaceae
Product: ABC transporter G family member 10-like
Exons: 1
Coding region: 89-1927 (612 amino acids)
Cellular component (GO): membrane
Molecular function (GO): ATP hydrolysis activity; ABC-type transporter activity; ATP binding
Source: RefSeq, a predicted model, not a curated record
GUUUGGUGAGUUAGCUCAGCUUCUUACUUCUAGUUACUUAUUCAUAUUUUCUUCUUCUUACUCUUUUAUCUUUUCUGUUUUUUUCUUCAUGGAGCUGCCAACACAAGCUCCAGAUUCUGAUGAACAUGAUAAAAGAUUCAGAAUCAAAGCAAAAAAACUUUAUUACAAGCUAUCGAAUCGGUUCAAUGAAUGUAAUUGGUUUUUCUGGAAGAAAACAGUCAAUAAUGCUUACAUAUUGAGGAAUGUGAGCUGUGAAGCUAAACCAGGAGAGGUUAUGGCAAUUGCUGGUCCGAGCGGAGCAGGAAAAACUACAUUGCUGGAGAUACUUGCCGGAAUCAUACCGCCUAGUAGAGUCUCCGGUCAUGUUCUUGUAAACGAGCAACCGAUGAAUGCCAAAUGUUUCCGGAGGCUGUCAGGUUAUGUCUCUCAAGAUGAAGCACUAUUUCCGCUACUUACUGUUGAAGAGACUCUGUUGUAUAGUGCUCGUCUCAGAUUACGAGGCGGAUUCGGAGUUGCGAGAUAUAGAGUUAAGGAAGUAAUGAGAGAACUCGGAUUAGAGCAUGUUGGUGAUGUAAGAAUAGGAAAUGAAUCAAACCGCGGAAUCUCCGGCGGUGAGAAACGUAGAGUGUCUAUUGGUGUUGAUCUAGUUCAUGAUCCUGCUGUUCUUCUGAUUGAUGAACCAACAUCAGGAUUGGAUUCAGCAUCAGCUCUUCAUGUAGUUUUGUUGCUGAAAACUAUGGCUAUAAAGCAAGAUAAAACAAUUUUGUUGACGAUCCAUCAACCCGGCUCUAGAAUUCUCGAGCUGUUCGAUCAGAUUCUUCUGUUAUCAAAUGGAACCGUACUUCAUCAAGGAUCAUUGCAUCUCCUUGAACAGCAGCUUAGAUUUUACGGUCAUUCCAUUCCUCGGCAUGUCAAUGUGCUCGAGUACGCCAUCGAAGUGACCGAAUCCCUGGUCAUGGAUACUGAAGAAAGUGAACAAGGAGAGAGUGAGGCAGGACAAGAUUAUGAACAUAUCAGAAGUACUAAUAGUAAUAUCAAGUAUAGCAUUGUCAAAGAAUCGAAAAUGUUUUACCCCAAUGGACGAUUGGAGGAGGUUCUUGUGCUGGUUCAGAGAUUCUUCACCAUAAUCUGCAGAACGAAUCAGCUUUUCACUGCAAGAAUAUUACAAGCAGUAGUCGGUGGGCUUGUGCUCGGAACAAUAUUUAUGAAUGCAAAUAAUGAACCAAAGAAACACAAGCUACAAACACAAAUCGGGUUUUUUGCAUUCAGUCUCACCUUCUUGCUGUCCUCCACAACAGAAGGACUGCCAAUUUUCUUGCAAGAAAGAUCAACUUUAAUGAGAGAAACAUCAAAAGGAGCUUAUAGGGUAUCAUCUUAUGUCAUAUCAAACACUCUCGUGUUUCUACCAUUUCUGUUUGUUGUCGCAGUCCUCUACAGCACCCCGGUUUACUGGCUCGUCGGAUUGAGACGGGAAAUGGACGGUUUCAUGUAUUUCUUACUGGUGGUAUGGCUGGUUGUUUUGAUGUCAAAUUCUUUUGUUGCAUGUUUUGCUGCUCUUGUGCCUAAUUUCAUUAUGGGUACAUCUUUAAUUGCCGGUAUUAUGGGGUCUUUUUUUCUCUUUUCUGGGUAUUUCAUAACAAAAGAUGAUAUACCCAAAUAUUGGAUUUUCAUGCAUCAUUUGAGUCUUUUUAAGUACCCAUUUGAGUGUUUUAUGAUCAAUGAGUAUGGAAAAGGCAAAGGUAAGAGCAAGUGCUUGGAGAUUAUGGAAGGAAACUGUUAUUUGCAUGGCGAAGAAUUUCUGAUGCAACAAGGUCUCGAAGAAUCAAAGAAAUGGAGCAAUAUAGGAGUAAUGUUAUGUUUUAUUCUUGGAUAUAGAUUUCUAUGUUUCUUGAUUCUGUGUUACAGAUCACACAGAGCUCGAGUUUAAAUUAUUUUUCGCAAUUUAUUUGGAAAAUAGUUCAAAGUAGAUCUUACAGAACUACAAAAUUCCGCUUGUUUCUGCUCUUCUAUAAUCCAACUGGUUAGCAA